AUGAUGGUGUCGCAAGAAUGUACUCGAUGGAUCAGACCACAGACAUUCGUUUCAUUGCCAUUGACAAACCUUAGUGAAGCUUUAGACGCACGUGGGCCAAGGGCUUUCACUGCACGGGAGAUUGAGAGUAGGGCUCACAAGCCUCAAUUCUUGUUGGAGAAGCUAAUCACAGUCGCAUCACAUUACUCUUUGGUGAAAAUGGCCCGCGAAACAUUGGAAGAGUUCAUGAGCUCAACGCGAGAUCCACAAGUGCAUUGGCGUUGGUUGCGCUGCUCUCCAAUAAGCUCUCAGUUUAUGGUAAUCAUGACGAAUCGAAAUUUUGACUAUGUUGUGGGAAAAGUAACUUAUUACAUCCGUGUGACUGCGGAUUCUGUAAGUUUAAUCUCAAAAGAUGGUCAUACAAUGGAAUGUUAUCGAGAUCCUCAUCAGCUGAUGUAUGCUCUUAAAUACAUG
Molecule: messenger RNA, 453 nt
Organism: Strongylus vulgaris
Lineage: Eukaryota; Metazoa; Nematoda; Chromadorea; Rhabditida; Strongylidae
Source: the annotation of a GenBank genome assembly